Messenger RNA from Pseudopipra pipra, 13512 nucleotides. It is a transcript of the gene VCAM1, whose product is annotated as vascular cell adhesion molecule 1. Gene Ontology annotation, biological process: cell-cell adhesion. NCBI's taxonomy places the organism in Eukaryota, Metazoa, Chordata, Aves, Passeriformes, Pipridae. The coding region runs from base 11399 to 13015 and encodes 538 amino acids. Gene Ontology annotation, molecular function: integrin binding. Gene Ontology annotation, cellular component: plasma membrane. The transcript is spliced from 9 exons. The record is from RefSeq and is a predicted model, not a curated record.
AUAUUUGUAAAAUGCUAAAAGUAAUAAGAUAGUUAAAUUUUGGCUGGUGUCUCUUCGCAGGGAGUCCAAACAGGGUCUAUGAAAUAGUCCUAGAGUGAAAACUGUGGUUUUCUGGCAAAAGACGCAGACAGUACAUGAAAAUAUUAAGGGUCUUAAUUUCUUAAGGGUCUUAAAUGGUCUGAAUUAAGAACAAUUAUUUAUUACAAUGAAGAUAAUUUCUGGGCAAUACUAGGAGUGCAUUAGAAAAUGGGAUGUUGAAUAGGCUCUUCAUUGGCAUGGCAUUUUGCACGGUACUAAUUUGAAGAGCAGAUGAGAUUUUCAAAUAGUUAUUAUAAAUACAUUUAUACUGCAAUAGUCACUUCAAAAUCACUCUUCUGCUUAAAAAACCAGCUUCUGCCAAAUUAAUUUGUUUAGCAGUCUUGGAAAGCACCAAAUUAAUGGUGUUUGUUUAUUUUAAUCAUCUGUGAAUAUUUGCUGCAAUAUGCCAUUUCAAAUUACAAAUUCCCAACACUGGCUCAGUAUUUGCAGAGACACCCUGACUUAGUUGCCCUAAUUCAUCUAGGGUGUGUCUUCCAGGCUGCCUGCUGAAGAGGGCAGGCUGGAGAACAGAGUGGUCAAAGACCAUUUUUCUUCUUGCCUCAGUUUGGGAUGCAAACCCAAGCGUGCGACGGCAUUUGCAGAUAAAGGGACAGCUUGUGGAAAGCCACACAUCUCUCUUUUCAUCUCCUAUCAAAACUCUUAAUGUUGCUGGCUGUUGUAAUAGCUUAUGUGCAAGUGCCCUCAGCAUGUCUGUCCAGGGACUAGCUGCAGCUUCUGCAAUUGCUUCUCACCCACUAGCCACCUUCCUGGGAGCAGUAGCCUUCCUUCCAAGGCCGACUGCAUGAGGGAAGGACUUGCCUGUCACUCUUUUUUUUUGCCUUUCUUCUUUCUCUGUUUUCUCUCUGAGAGUAAGCUCUGACCAGUAAUGCUGCUCUAAACUGCAAUCCUUCUGUUAUGAGCAGGAAUGUCUAAAAGCAGCUUGCUGCAGUACAGGUGAGGACUAGGGAAAAAAGGCAAGAACAUUCAUAACCAGUGGAGCGAGGCAGAGUAAAGAGCCUCCCCUCCAUGCACCUGGUGUGCUGUCUGCAGCAUUUGCAUGAAGCAGGAGUUGAUUUGACCAGGUACAUUCCUUUUCCUUUUCUUUCUGUUCUAGUCUAGACUUGCGAAAUACAAGAGUUAUUCCAACAAAAAUUAAAGAAGGGUCCAAGAGCUGACAGAGAUUAGGUUUUUACUGAGAAAGAAUAGCCAUAAGCAGGAUAUAGAGGCCCCUGCGAAUCUCCACAAAAUAUCAGGAAUUUGAGAAGACUUUUCUGUAUUCCAAAACGUUCAACUCCAUCCAUGACUAGGGUAUUAAUUUUACCUUUUAUAUUUUGGAGUAAUAAUUAAUGGAUGUGGGGGGAAAUUCCAUUUCCUCUCUUUUACAAGGGUAUUUCCACAGCUUUCAAACCUUCAUUUAACAGCUGUCUGCUCUAGUACAUAUGUACAAAACAUUUUCAGAACUAUUAAUGUGUGAUUGCUAUAGUUAAGGUUUGCUAAAGAUUUUUUACACAAAGUCUCUGAGUUCAUUGCUUAAUGCUCCACCAACUAAGGGGAGUGUUUUUAGCAUUUUGACACCUUCAUUUACCAUUCUUAUUUAAUGAUUGUAAGGACUCGUUUAGCAAAACAUUUAAGCAUAUAUGAGAGUUCAGUUACGUAGUUGACUGGAGCUAAUACCCUCACUGAUAUUAUGUAUAUAUUUCAGUAUUUUGGAGAACUAAUAAUAAGAAAUACACCUGCGAAGUAACAUCUAAAUAUUCUUUUCAGUUUUGAGAGUGUGCAAUGUGCUGAGAGCCUACAUUGAACUUAGUAUGAAGAGUAUUAAGAGUAUUUUAAUCCUAUUUUUUGUUUCAUUUCAUAAAUAUCACGUUUUACCCAUUUUCUUUCCUUCUUUUUUAUUCUCCUGUAGAAAGUUUCAGUUUUGAUAUCUCGGAAUUUUUUUUCAGCUUUCUAAGUAGGUGGGGGCAUUUCCAACAAGAUAACUGAAAAAAAAAAGAAUAGUAGGAAAUCUUAGUUUAAUUAACUGAUUUUGUACAAAUGAACUAUCUGGAAUGACAGAGCAGGAACUAGGUGGGAAAAGAACAAUGGCGUGAUUACGCAAUACUAAGGAGUAAUGUAGGACUAGAUUUGGAAAGGAUUUGGAAGCAAAGAGUUUGAGAAUUUAGCUAGUAUUGGAAGUUAUAAGGCAUGUAAACAGGUUAAAUGCCCGCAAAUAUCAUGCCAUAAAAUAUCUUUCAGUUCUGCUAAUUUUAGCUAUCAGAGCAAUUGCAGGCUACAUUCAGUAGUGCCUUGAACCAUUAAUGGCUUUUGAAAAAGUAGUGAUCUUGCUAAUUCUUUCCAGGUACAAGUGAGGAAAGGUUUACAAAGUAGUAAGAGAGGUGUCUGGCAUGCUGGCUGUAAUUUGGAAUGUUAGAAAAUGGCUCUCAGAAAGGCAUAUUGGAAAAGAAAUGAGAGCAUUUAGCAUGAGAUCUUGAGAGGACUCGAAAAAGACACAAGAACAACUAUGGUGAUACAAAACAUGAGAACUGUCAGUGUAGAAAUGAGUCUUUAAAUAAAAUAAAGGCAGAAUUUUGAAAUUACCCUCUCAGAACGGGGAAGAGAAAAUAAAUAUGCAAAGGAAAACUGGGUGUGCUUUUAAUGUAUAAAGGUGCAGGUGAUUUCAUAAUUAAGGAGAAAGAUUGUGAAACUGAACAACUGAAAAUAGGAUGAAAAAUUAAUUACCAGAAAGAAGAGUUUCAAAGUAAUUCUUAAUUUACUGAUAACUGAAAAGAAAUUGAAAGAGGAGAGCCCAGGUACUUAAAGAGACACUACUGUAAGAAAGGUUCAAAAGUUUUACAUGCCUGAUGUGCCUGUAAAUGCUAGCACUUGCAACUGUUCUACUACAGGAGAAUUGUAGAAUUGUACAAUUUGGUGUUGUACAGACUUGGAAAGAUAAAAUGACAGAACAAGGUACCUUUGGCCGCAGAUUGUCUUCAUCAUUCUAGGUUAUUGCUGUUUUCAGGGACAAAAGUGCUGAAAAAUUGCCAGGAACCAGAGGAUGCUAAGGCAAGUGAUAAUCAAGAAGGAAGUAUAGAAAUGUGGUAGUGAAGCAGGAAAUAUUUUAAGCACCUUUGAGUCUGAUAACAGUUUUAUAUACCUGGAGAACUAUAUGCUUGUGAGUAGAUCUUGCAGGUACUUCUCAAACAGUAGUGUGUGAAGUGUUUCAGUGCUUUGCACAGGAGGGCUUCCUCACCGACAUAACUUGGGGCAUUUACCAUUGCAGUACUGCAAAACUGCUUGGCAGAGAGGGAACUUCCCAAGGAUGAAUUUCUCUUUGUAGCUGUUUUUUCAUAAGAUACAGAGUCUUUGCAUGUUUGUGCUUGUUAAAUAUUUAUACUGUGACUCCUUACUCUCCACUGCAUGAGACCGUCAGCAUACUUGGAAGGCAUUUCUGACUGUCCUAAAGGAAGAGAACAGAGGAAAUUACUGUGAGAGCCUGACCUACAGUUGUCUGUAAGUCUGAAUAAGAAAAACUAUGCACAUAUUCACACAAUGACAAAGAAGCCAUUGGGGAUCAACCGUUGGUGAUUUUAUCAGGAAGGAGCUCUAUUAAUGUGCAUCAAUCUGUCGAGCAGCUGUUAGGAAACCUAUUACUGUGGGCUGGUUUACUUUUUCUGGGUAAGUUAGAGCAUUUAAGAGAAAAGGAAAUUUAGAUAGAUGAUGUUGAGCUUCUGCACACUACUGACAAAUUAUACUAUUAUGCAUAAAAUUGUGUAUUUAGUGAACAUGUUAAAAGGCAGACUUUUAUUUGCCAUUAUAUAAUGUAGGCCACUGUGCAUGGGACAUCUAACUGGGAAUGAUUGGUAGCACAAGUAGUUGAAGCAUAGGAUUUUUACAUGAGCAAAGGUUUCUCUCAUACCAUAGGCCAAUCUGAGUUUGAAAAUUGAGAUGAUAAUAGUGAUUAUAGAAUCAGUAAGGUUAGAAAAUACCUUGAAGAUCAUCAAGUCUAACCUUUGAAUGUUCUGGAGCUUUGGAGACUUCCAGAGUAUAUACUUCUGUGUGUUUGUCGUAAAUAAAUCUUUUUAUGGUAACUAAUAAUAUAAAGUCAUCUGAUAUUAAACAGGCUCGAUUCCAAUAUUUUCUUCUGUUAUAACUGCCUACUACAAGUGUUAUGUCACACAAAAUCCCCCACUGUUAGGAAUCACUGUUGAAUCUAAAUUCUGCAUGAGGUUUUUCUCUCUGUAGUCCAGAUGUUUCCUUUGGUUGAUGAGCUCUCUGGAUAGAUUUUUCAUGGUUCACAUUAAGACUUUCUUGUAGGAGGCCAGAGGAGCCUGUGCUGUGGAGGGGCUCAUAGCAGUUGCAGCUGGCUGCUUGGGUUCAGGCACCUGGGCUCUCCACAAGUGCUGGACUGCUAUUUUUGAGUUGCUCCUCAUCCAAGCUUUGUUGAUCUCAGAUUUAUUGUGUUUUACAAGACGGAUUGUCAGAGAACAAGUUCUUUAUCAGGCCCAUUUCUAAACAGGAAGUGUUUUCCUGGUGUAACCGAAGGACUCUACAUGUGUGCUGUUCCAGAGACUUAAAAUCUCAGUCUCUACUCAGUUGUGUUAUUUCCCUCAAUUUCCCUGGAAUUUAGGUGCACUUAGUACAGAAAAAAUCAUGAACUUCUGUCCAGAGAAAUUGCUGUGAGGAUCUGGGUCUUGCUUGGUGUUCUUCCCUUGUAGAAGUGUAUGUGUGUGUGGGAAAUGGGACCAAAUGGCUGUCACUUCCCAUGUGAAAAAUGUCUAGAAGCUGGAUAUAGCCUAGAACUGUUUUUUCAGUUGCUGUGUUACGAUGCCUUCUCCAUUUAGUCUGUAAUCUCAAAGCAUUUCCUCAUAAUCGUGAGGAUAUUACGGCAAUUCCUAUUAGUAACGGGAUUUAAAAACCUUCCCUUCCCUUACAGCUUAUUCAGAGGAUAGUAGGUGUACUGAAUUGAACAAAUGUGUUUUUAUUGUACCUAGGCCAACAUAGUUGAUGGACAUUACCAAAACAUGGAAGACAACUGCCACUGAUUAAUUUAUUGUUGUUUUCCAAACACUUCUCUGGAGCACCUAAUUCCAUUAACUUUGAGUUAGGCACCUAAAUUGACCACCUGAAUUUUCAGAGUAAAGCAUUCCUUACUACUUUAAUUAGAUAAAUGAUAGUGCUCACUAAAUUUAGUUAUGGCUAAAUGAGAAAAGUUCAGGUACCAAAGGUCUCCUUUGUAGUCCAGCACCUCAUUCUUUAUCACAGUCAGUUUAUCUCCUACAGUAAAGGAACUGAAGGUUUCCUGGGGAAAAAAAAGGUAUGUGGGCACGUAAGAAAACUUUCUCUUCUUUCCUAUUUUAUAGAAUGUGGAUUUGCAACCUUAAUAGCAUUUUUAAACAAAAUAUCUCAUUGCAGAAAUUCCAUCAUACCAUGUCAUCCUGACAGAGACCAUGGGAAUGCAUCUCCACCAGAUCAGCUGUGCUGUGCAGACAUAAUGUAGGUGCAUUUAGGACUAUCUUGAGAACAUGCAAGCAAGAGCUGAACCGUGUUUGUUUGUUCUGAAGGGAUGGUGUGUAUAUGGCCUGGUCAUACUCGAUAUUUAGGUAAUACCUCCAUUUGGAAAGAACUGAACUUUUUGGUAAAAAAGAAAUUGAAUGGUUAAAAUUUGCAGAGUUGUGUUUUACAUCUUAAAAUAAGUAAUGUGAACAAUUAUAUAUUCUUGGGUGCAGGAUAUUAAAAUUUAUAUUGUAAGAGCAGCAUAUAUACCAUAAAAUCUACUGCCUCGAAGCUUAACAGAUUGGAAAAAAAAUUAGGAAUAUCAAAAGGGAUGUUGAGUAUUUUCAGAUUUUACCUAAGAAAUGAUUUUGUACUGAUUUUUAAGGAUGUUGGUAGUAUGGAAGAUUUACACAAUCAAGUGAACGUUGCCAGGGGUGCAGACAUUUUCAAAAUAGUCUUAAUUGCCAGAUAAUAUCUCAAAGCCAAAACGCCUUUAUAGGAAAAUACGGUAAUUCCCAUCAACCUGCUUUAAUUCAUGAACUGUAAAGACAAUGAGUGGGGACUGGCAAGGCUUUGUAUUUCCUGAUCAAAUUUUUUUUUUUUUUUUUGGAGAGGGCAGUUCAUUAAAGUCUUAGAAUCAGAUCAGGACAGUAAAGCAGCAGGACAGGUCUAAGCAGGUUUCAUGCUGUUGCAACCUGUACUUUGAAAACUAUUGCUUGUGAUGUCAGGAAAAAAAAAGAUGCACUAAUCAAACAGAGAAAUUCUAGAGAAUUCUCUUAAGCAUUAUUCAUAUUUUACCUGAAAAAAAAUCUGAAAUAAUUUUAAAGUAUGUUAAGAGCUUAGAUACAAUUUGGGAAGGGCAGUACUUCCUAAGCAUCUACUCUCCAGGUUUCUUAAAAGCCUGACUCAUUCUCUUUUUAUCAAAGAGAGAAAAUGGGCUAGUACAGGAGAUACGCUUUGAAAGGGACCCUGAGAUGGAUUUUGUUUAAUUAAAUGAUGUCAAUACAGAUUUGACUAUAUAAUUUUUUUUUGUUUCUACAUAUAGCUAUUGAUGUGGGAGUUUCUAAGAAAGUGUUUUGAUCAAUAGUCAUCUUCACUAGAACAAGUUUGGAAGUACAAAGCACUUCCAUUUUGUUAACAGUAUUUGAUCCAUGACUAAUUGCUUUUAUCCUGUGAAGCUGUGUUUCUGUAAAUGUAUCUUUAUGGUUUUAAUGAGUGUUUCUGAAGUCUAAAACUAACCCUUAUAGCUGUAUGAACAAAUUCUUCAAGAGCUAGGAGAUGAGUUUAGUUCAGUGGUUCAAUUUUCCCUUUUUUUGUGUAUUUUUAAGGCUUUUAAUUAUUACUAUAGCAUCUGAGAAACAUGAGGUACCCCACAGUGAAAAUGAGAAUACAGGUUCUUAUUGCAAGUAAGUUACAUCAAGUUCUAGUCUGGGAUGUAACAGUGGUCAGUUUGCACAGGCUUCACAGCUGCGUGAAAGCUUCAUUUCAGUGACUGAGAUUUACAAACGGGGCAUAGGGGCUGUAAGGAGAUGAGAUAUAUGUAGAUAUAUAGUCAGUAAAACUGGUCUAAUUCCUACAGCUGGGUGGAAUGUGUAAAAAGUAAAAAAUCAGUUUUUUACAUGGCAGUGAUUCUAGACCAUUGUUAACCCUAAAUUCCAUUUUAUAAAAUAUUUUUUCUUCUGUCUUUCUAUAACUUGUUUUGAUUAAAAGUCAAAUACAAAGGCCACAGACCAAAUACAAGCACUUCCAGUGUUAUAAAUAUCACAGCAUAAUGAAAUGAGGAGGAUUACUUUUCUUAACUGAAGACUAGCAAGAGCUGUGCUUUAGUAGGUGAGAAUUCCUCUCAUUUCCAGUCAAAUGUUUCACAUUUCCUUGAAUUAAGUAGGUUUUGAUUUCUCAAACUGAUACUGUCUGAUUAUAUGAUAAUUUGUAGCUGGGAAGCUUUCAGGAAGUUUCUUGCUGUUUUCAGAGAUAAAAUGCUCACAUUACACAAAUUUAUGUGCUUGAGUAUUUACCAGACUUUUUAUGCAUUGUUCAUUCUGCAUCUGGUUUUGACUUUAAAAAAAAUUGUGGUUUUUCACUGUUGAAGGAAUAAUCUUUGGAGUAAAGUAAACCAAGCUGAAGAAGGAAGUCAUACCUCAAGUAAGGGGACAUAAUAUUCUCAGCAAAUACAUUAUUUAAAACAGUGCAUGAUGAACUUGGCCCAUUAUGUGCAGUCUUCAUCUUCCACUGAAGGAACUGCUGGUGACUGUAGCUGUGAGUUAGACAUUGGACUUACAGUAAAUGUUGCUGAUGUGGCAAAUGAUCUGAUCCUCAGGCAGAUUUUGCCAGAGUAUGCUCUGGUCUUGCACUUCUGCCCUGAGAAUGAUGGGUGUCUUUGUCCAGGUGGCCAAUAUUGUCAGGACAAUAAAUCGAUGUUCUUUCUUCUCUGGCCGGGAGGAAGUGUGGAGGAGGGAAGAUGGUCUUCCUUCCAGAGGAUAUUUGCCUUUGCCAUAGUGAUAGAAAAAGCUGAUGAAAAAAAAAAAAAGGCAAAACAGAAGGGUCAGAAAACUUAUGGCAAAGGAAAAAACAAUGAGAAUAUUGUAUAUGUCAGGACUCUGGUUGCCAUUUCGUAAACAACCUUCUUCCUAUUUUUGUAUAUUUUACUUGGAUAUCCUGUUUCUUUCUUUAUCCCUUGUGUGACACUGGGAGUCUGUGAAGGACUGAAGCCGUAGAAAGUUUUCAUCUAUGGUUUAUUUGUGGAGAUUUUCCUGCUAAAAUUGAGAAGUGUUUAAAGAGUGAUAAUAGAUGUUACUAAAAUGGUAAAUGCCAACUUUCUUCCAGGAGAAGAAUGGAAAGAAAAUCAACAGAAAAUAGUGAUUUUGACUAUAUGCAUUAGAGAUUUACUAUUUCAUAUAUUUCAUUUGAAACAUCUUUGCAUUUUGAGAUCAGUUUUGACAUGAUCUUUAAGUUGUGUUGCAAAGCCAACUUCUGCUCUUUAGGUAAAGAUACUCUUUCUGAUAAAAUUUGCAAAUUUUUGUACUAUGGCAAAGAGCCCUCUGAGCUACAGCCAAGCUUGGUGCUGCAGCCCUGGGCUGAAUGGUGCAGCAUAGCAGGAGCUCAUCUAUAAAGUAUCUAAGAAUCAUAUUCCUCAUGACUUCAGUUACACCAAUCCUUGUUAGCAAAGUCACUUUUUAGCCUUUGAGUCAUUCCAAUUUGCAGCAGUAGUAAAUGAGAUGCUUUCAAUGUUAAGAAAGGUAAGACCUUACACAGCUGAAGAGAACAAUGCAAUGUCUAAUAGUAUAUCUAGAAGAUUCUCUGUUCGAGGCUGUUGGGCUUUAGACUAAGCCAGAAUGAAAACUUAAGUAAGAAUGGAACAUGAUUAAUUUAAGGAAAAUUUUAGAGGCAGGUGCCAACAGGCAGCUUUGUAACAGUUGUAGUGAAAGUCACCGGAUGGUGAGGCAGCCAAAACAGGGUGACAGGACUGUGAGAUGGCCUGGGAGUAAUGCAUUAGCAGCAGUUGGCAGGUUGUACAAUUCAAAAGUUUGACAGAGUCUCUGUGCAAAAUUGGGAUGCUCAGAAGAGCUCAUUUGAUAAAGUUCAGUGGCAUUCUAGAUUCAGGAAUGACUGAGAUGAUUAUUUUGCAGUUGCAUGGAGAAAAACAUUUUGCAGUAGUAGUACAGAGGAGAGGUGUAUAAAGCAGCAGAGUUGGUUUUAGGUUGGCAGAACAGAGCAGAUGAUUCCUGAGUUCUAACUGAACUAGUGUUAGUUAAUACUAUGAAUUUCUGUUUUUCUGUGUUGUUUAGAAUAAGAUUUUGAAAGGCUACAAGCUUUAGAAAUACAUGUCAGUAAAUUUGUGUUUCCAAAGCUCUUAAAUAUUUCUUUCCAUUUACUCAUACGAUUUUUCUUGUAUUGAAUUAUGCUCUCAAAAACACAGAUUCAGUGCAAAGAGGCCAUCUCUCUCUGAGUCCCUGUGUAAGGAACUUGUAUGACUUGUGCUUCCACCAUUCUCAAGCUUUUAUCUUUUAAUCUGCUUUUGGCCAGUUUCAGAGAUGAGAUUCUGGCUUGAAAAAAUUCUGACUGGUUGCAGGUGUUUAUAUAUUCUGAUAAAAAUCUAAGUUUGAGUUACCAAAGCCUUAGUGGAGUGUCAAAGCCUGGAUAUAUUAUCUGUCCAUCUCUGUCUCUCUAUAACAACUACACUGAUGAGCACAUUCAAACAGGAUUUGAAUUGUGAAAUGCUGGAGAUGGGAGUGAGAUCUGGAGAACUAGCUAGUGUCUGACCUGCUUUCCAUGAUUCUUAUCAGGAUUCAGCGGAAUAUUGAAUUGGCUGGAAAAACCCUCUUCCUCUUGCAAAAGCAGACCUUUAUGUCAAAAUUUUUGGUGUAGAGUUGCCUUUCUUUUAAUAUAUGAUGGAAAAGAUAAAAAGCAAAGAGUUCAGAACAUAAGGGAGAAAGAGCAGCAGCAGAACUUAUGUAUGAAAAAGUUUCCUUUCAGUGUAAGAAGGUAAAAAGUGUAACCUCCAAUACAAAAUAUUUAAUGUAUUUUGUAGUAUAUGUAAAUAAGAAUAAGAGAAUAAAAAUAUUCUCUAUAAUAGUUUUUUCUGCUGUAUGUGGUAGCACCCUUUGUUCUUUUAUUUCAGCUACUUGAUAAGACAAACUAGUUUUACUAAAUUAUGUGAGAUAUUGAAGACAAUACUAUUUAAUAACGUUUCCAGAAUUUUAUUUAAUAUCUAUUUCCUGUUUUCAAUUUUUUCCAUUUUUUGUUCUUUUAUCUACUUACAUUAUUUACUGUGUUUUGUGGAGCAACUCUAAGUGAUUCCUGGUUUGUCAGGAAAGAUUUUAAGUUUUAGCAUAAGAACAACUUAUGGUGUUUGAAAGCAUUUGUUUUACUAUUCUUUCAAAUAGCCUCUCAUUAUGUGAACCCUGGAAAUUUAACAAAGAAAUUAGUGCCAGGGCUGACAUUCACACAUACCUUGAGUAGUAAGUUUCUCAGAGAAGAGCCUUUGGAAUUUAUUUCUAUGUAAAGCACUAUUAUAUUGACAAGAAUGGUAGAUUUCAUUUCUCUUUAACAGCAAGAUCUUAAGGCUGCCUCGGGCUCCUGGGUAAUUCCUGCAUAUUCCUAUGGGAAGCACAAAGCUGCUGUCACUGUUCCCGAACACUUCUGUGUGUUGUAAACCCAGAUGUGACAAUACAGCCUAUACUUGCUUUCACUCCAGGCUCUUGACAUUCCAUGUGCUUGAGGGAGCUCUCUGAAUAAUGUAAACAUUUCUCUUUUGAGACACAGGGAGCAAUCACAGCCAAGAUGAAACUGAAAGCUCUCAGUCCCAUACUGAGUUAGGCUUGUGUUGUGUUUAACCUUCAGUGACCUUAAGGAGUUACCGUGAAAUUGUUGCAACUGUAAGUUGUUGUGACUUGGUUAUCAUGAGAUUACCAAGAAGUCACAGACGAUUUCUUGCUUGGUUUCAUGUCCCUAUUUCUGCUAAUUAGAUCAUGACAGGAUUUCCAGUUAUUCACAGUGGUUUGCUUCACAGCUGUGUGCCAAAAGAGUGCUAUUCACAGUCUAAUAGAUAAUUGUGUCUGUCAGUGAAAACACUAACUUGGUUGUCUGAGUUUUUGUCUUAGUUUUCCAUCUAAGAAAGCUUCGGAAGGAUAUACCGAAUCCUAAAUGGAGUAUUGUACAAUACAAGUCCUGACAAAAACAGGUGAAUACCAUAAUAUGAAAUGCAUUCAUUGAAAUGAUAAAUUUUAUUAAGAAGAAUAAGAAAAUAAAAGAUCGAGGUACCAAGUCACCGUGCUACUUGAUAUCCUGCAUAGAGAAAGAUGUUACAGAGGGACAUACAUGUACCUCAUGACUGAAGAACAGGAAGGAGAUGGGAAAUAGGGACGUGACUGAUCCACAGGUGCAUUGGAGAGUGACUGCUGUUAAAGCUUUUGAAAUGGAGAUUAUACCUGCUAAUAAAAUUGUUGCCCAGAUUGGAGAAACGCUCGUACUCACAUGCAAUACUACUGGCUGUGCAUCACCAAGUUUUUCCUGGAGAACACAAAUGGACAACCCCCUCGGAGGAACAGUGAACAACCAUGGGACAUACUCUACCUUGACUAUGAAUCCAGUUAGUGUUGUGAAUUCUCAUGAUUAUCUGUGUACUGUCUUCUGUGAUAAGAAAGGGAAAAAAGAGAAGAGUGUCAAAGUUGAACUUUACUCUUUCCCCAGUGAUCCUAUCAUUGAGAUCAGCCCAUCCUCAGUUGCUGGAGGAACAGUCACUGUCAUCUGUAAAAUUCCUGAUGUGUAUCCUUCUGAGCACCUGGAGCUAAUCCUAAAGAAAGAGGAACAUGUUCUUCACGAAAAACAUUUUUAUGGAGAUGACAGCACAAAUACAGAGACCAAAACUGUGACAUAUUCAUUUAUUCCCAUGGCUGAAGAUAUUGGGAAAGAGAUUACCUGUGUGGCCAAGUUACCAGUUCCUUAUAUGGACUUUAAACCCAAAGAAAGAGUAUCUUCUCAGAAACUGAAUGCAAAUUUUGGUCCACAAAAUACUAUCAUUACUGCAUCUCCAGGCAACUCACCAAUGGAAGGAGACUCUCUAAAACUCACUUGUGUGACUGAGAGCAACCCACCACCACAAAUAGUUUGGAGAAAACAUUUGGCUGAUGAAAGCAUUCAGCAUCUGAUAAAAAACAAUGUCCUUUCUAUUCCCCAUGCCCGUUUCAGUGAUUCAGGAUUGUACAUCUGUGAAGUAAUUAAUCUGGUAACUAAUAGAACAGAGACUGCAACUGUGGACAUUGUUAUACAAGGUGCUCCAGUCAUUACAGAGCUCUCCAUUGAGCCUUCUACAACAGUUCAAGAAGGAGAAAAUGUUUCCAUACAAUGUUCUGCUGAGAGUAAUCCUCCUCCCAAGAUUAUUUUAAGGAGAAAAUCUGACAGUGCAGACAUGGAGCCUUUCAGUGCAGGGAGCAUUCUCCUUCUUCCAUCUGUGAUGUUCCUAAAUGGAGGAGGCUAUGAAUGUGUAGCAGAAAAUAAGUUUGGGAACAGUAAAAGUGAAAUAACACUUAAUGUGGAAUAUGGACCAAAGAAUACAAUGAUCUCUGUUACCCCUGCUACUGCUGUUAAAGAAGGAGAAACUGUGGUGAUGAAAUGUACUAGUUCUGGCAAUCCAUCUCCUGUGAUCUCUUGGAAGAAAAAGAAAGCCACUGGGGAGUUUGAGAACAUUUUUAGAAAUGCAACUUUAACUAUACAGAACUUAAAAAGUCAAGAUCUGGGGCUUUACGAAUGUGAAGCUUAUAACCAACUUGGCAAGGAAGAAAAAGCUGUGAAAUUAUUUGUUCAAGCAAGAUUGGAAAACCCAGAUCAGAUGUUACCACUGAUUAUUGCAUUCUCCUCUGUAGCAGCGGUAGCAGUACCUGUAGUUGCAAUUUUGAUCUACGUGUCAAGAAAAGCAAAGAUAAAUGGAUCCUACAGUCUUGUAAAAGCACUCAGGUUGAAAGUGUGAUCACAUGAAUAUAAGUCUUUAGUUGAUAUUAAGCAAAUUUAUUUAUUGUUGUGACUGGUUCUACUCUUCUGGUAACAAACAAGUGACUUAAGAACAGCGCCAUGUGAUAGCAAAUGGCUUUUUUUCAUGUUUUGAUAAGUGUUUUGGUAUUCAAAUUAAAGGAAAAGCUAGCAUCCUCUCCUAGAAAUUGGUAAAUCACUUCUGUGUUGAAGCAUGCUGGACAAAGAGUUCUGUGGAGAACCAAGUUUGUACAUAGUGUAUAAUUUAUGUUAUAAAUAUGUUCAACUAAAUAUCAGUUUGUAAAAUUGCAGUCUUACGUACAGAGAAAUUUUGUUAAUUCAAAGAUAUAAAUCGUCAUUGCUUGAGCUCAUCAGGUGAUAUUUUGUAUUACUCUGCAGCAUGAAUGUUUUUAAUAUCAUUUGUCUGCUUGUGUUUGGAAAAUGUUCUGGUUUCACUGAUAUUACCAUAAAUCCUGUACCUUCAAUGAAGUUACACAA